CAGUCAAACAAAUUCCGUCGGGUUUAGUUUCCAUUCCAUUUUCUCCGCAAUUUUAUUCCAGAUUUUCCCUGCUAAACAACUGAUAACGUGAUUCCCCACGAAUCCCGGAAAGUCCCUUUCGAACAAUGCUCGAAAAAGGUAAAGUCUCCCUCGUAGGGGUCCUCCUUUUGCUGACGGUGCUUCUCGAGUGUACCUUCAGUCUUCCGGUGGUGACGCAGAAGGCGAAAACGGAGAAGCCAGAAGAGGAGGUCAAGGACAGCAACGUGGAACAGAUAGAGAAUGUUAUUGAGUACAAUAAGUAUUUGCAAGAGGUAGUAAAGGUGCUGGAAAGCGACCCAGUGUUUCGAGAAAAAUUAGAUAAAGCAGCGGAAAGUGAUAUUAGAUCUGGUAAAAUUGCUCAGGAAUUGGAAUAUGUGAACCAUAAUGUACGAUCCCAAUUAGAUGAACUGAAGCGGAUUGAGCUGCAGCGAUUACGUGAACUAGCGACGAGGCAAUUUGAACUAUCGAAUCACAUCGAUCGAAACCAUAUGAAAAUUGCCGAACAUCUCGAUCAUGAGAAUCAACACACUUUUGAAAUUGAUGACUUGAAGAAGUUGAUUCUGAAAACGUCUCAGGAUCUGUCGGAAAAUGAUCGCCGACGCAGGGAGGAAUUCAAACAGUACGAACUUCAGAAGGAAUUUGAAAAGCAGGAGCAAAUGCGCCAGCUGGACGAAGAGCAUCGCAAACAGUACGAUGAAGAAUUGAAGAAACAGCAGGAGAAACAUAACAACCAUGAGAAGAUCCAUCAUCCUGGAAAUAAAGCUCAACUGGAAGAGGUCUGGGAGAAGCAAGAUCAUAUGGAUGGACAGGAUUUUGAUCCGAAAACGUUUUUCAUGCUACAUGACAUCGAUGGAAAUGGAUUCUGGGAUGAAAACGAAGUAAAGGUACUUUUCAUCAACGAGCUGAAUAAAAUGUACCAGGCAGGAACGCCCGAAGACGACAUGAAGGAGAGAGCUGAAGAAAUGGAACGAAUGAGGGAGCAUGUGUUCCAGGAAGCCGAUACCAACAAAGAUGGUCUGAUCAGUUAUGAAGAAUUUAUUGAGCAAACCAAGCGUGAAGAAUUUCAGAAGGACCCCGAAUGGGAUACUGUCGACCAUCAGCCUCAGUUCACACAUGAGGAGUAUUUGGAAUAUGAACGACGCAAUCAAGAGCAAAUUCAGCGGUUGAUUGCUGAAGGAAAGCUUCCACCGCAUCCAAACAUGCCACAGGGAUAUUAUCCUGGACCCAACACUGGCCCAUACCAAGCACACCCCAAUGCUAUUCCGCAAAACAAUCAACCCUAUAAUCCGCCACAACCGGGACACCCAAACCAAGCACCCCAAUAUCAAGCUCAUCCACAGCAAGCUUACCCGCAACAAGUGAAUCUGCACCCGAAUCAGGUCUAUCAGCAUCACCAAGAUCCAAACUAUCAACAACAAAGUGGUCAACAGUCCAACGUGUACCAGCACCCUCCGCAGUAUCAACAGCAACCACAGCAACAUCCACUUCCCCAACAGCAGCAGCAGCAAUAUAAUCAACAUCCACCACAGAAGCAGCAAGAGCAGUACCAGCAACAACAGGUUCAAAAUCCUCCGGUUCAUCAAAAUCAACAGCCUAAGAACCAACCACAACCUGCUGCCCAACAAGAACAACAACUUUCACCACCUGCUGUACAACAACAGCAUCAACAGCCACCGAUAAUCAAAAACCAAGCACCUCCCCCUCAAAAUCAACCACAACUACAACAACAGCAACAACAUGCUCAGCACAACGUUCCCAAUAGCCAACCCCCAGCUGGACAAGUGCCACCACCACAGCAGCAGCAGCAGCAGCAGCAGCAGCAGCAACAGCAGCAGCAGCAGCAUCAACAACAACAACAACGGCCUUCCGUGCAAUCACAGCAGCAGAAACACUAAAAUUCGAUGUGGUGUAUAAAACUUCUAUAAUAUUGCUAUACUCUAGAAGAACAAAACUUUAUAAAAACCUGUGCAGUAUAUGAUGAAACGAGUUUGUGGAAUCCAGGCCUAUAGAUAAAACGAAAAACUGAAUUCUAGUAACACUAACGAUGAGCACUCGACGGCCAAAUGUAACUGGCGAUUUUUCCAGUAUAAACUUUUCGUUGCAUUUUUAUACUUUUCCGACGAAUCAUACAAAUAGAAAAGGUCUAGUGAUUUUCAAGACUGUUUGGUAAAUUUCUAGAAUCGUUCAAAAACCUCUAAUGUGUAUAACUCAACUAUUCGAGUAAUAAAUCUGUCUGAAUCUUGUA
This is a messenger RNA of Ochlerotatus camptorhynchus, 2284 nucleotides long. RefSeq names its product Nucleobindin 1 (gene NUCB1). The coding region runs from base 126 to 1934 and encodes 602 amino acids. Gene Ontology annotation, biological process: carbohydrate metabolic process. The record is from RefSeq and is a predicted model, not a curated record. NCBI's taxonomy places the organism in Eukaryota, Metazoa, Arthropoda, Insecta, Diptera, Culicidae. Gene Ontology annotation, molecular function: calcium ion binding. Gene Ontology annotation, cellular component: extracellular exosome; endoplasmic reticulum-Golgi intermediate compartment. The transcript is spliced from 6 exons.